GCCCAGUGCCCACACGACCAACACGCCACACAGACAUAGCCCCCAACCUCGUUCGGUCCCUCCCACUCCCAAGCCAGCCCAGUCCCAGAUUCUCAAAUAGCCAUAGCAGAACGAGCCUUAGCCCUAUUCGAUUUGAGCCAAUAGAGAGCCAGCACAAAACCCUUCUUCUUCGACCCUUUGAAGCCCUCUGCCCCCCGACCCUUCGUGAGUUCAUCUUCGAUCCUUCAAACCAGCAGGAGCUUCGUGAGUUUGUCUUCCACACUUCGAACUAAUAGAAGCCCUUCACGAUUUUGUCUGAAGCUUCGUGAAUUCGUCUUCGACCCUUCGAACCAGCAAAGCUUUGUGAGUUGAUCUUUCACACUUCGAACUAGAAGGAGCCCUUCGCGAGUUCGUCAGGAGCUUUGUGAGUUCAUCGUCGACAUUUCGAACUGGAAGGAGCUCUUCACGAGCUCGCCUUUGAGCCUUAGAGCCUUCAUCCUUCUUCUCUAUAGCUCCGCUUCUUCAUCUUCCUCUUCUUCUUCUGCAGCUCUGCUUCUUCUUCUUCUUCUUCUUCUAGGUCUGUUUCUAGCUUUACUUCUUCUUCUUCUUUAGUUCAACUUCUUCAGUUUUUCUUAUGCUGCUUCUUGUUUUCUAGUUUUUUUCUGUUGCCUGCUAUUUCUUCUUCUAAUAUUACAUGUAAUUAAUUAUUUAGCUUCAGUUAAUGCAAGUUUAUAACUAAUAUAUAACAUUUUUUUUUUCUAAAUUUAGCAACUUAAAUUAAUAUGAUAUAAAAAUUAUAUUUGAGAAUGAUAGAUUAUCCAUUUAUCUGUCACGAAUUAUUCAAUUCGAAAUUGCCUAAUCCGUCACUUAAACAAGUUGAAUAUGAAUUAUGAUUUUUUAACACGAUAAUUCGCCUUAUCCGUCACGAAUUAUCCGACCCAAUCUACUUUAUUAGAUCUAAUUGAGUCCUUUUCUCUUCUUCUUUUUCUUCUUUUGGGUCUGCUUUUGGCUUUACUUCUUCUUCUUCUUCUUUAGGUCAUUUUCUUCAGUUUUUCUUAUGCUGCUUCUUAUUUUUCAGUUUUUUUUCUAUUGUCUGCUGUUUCUUCUUCUAAUAUUAUAUAUAAUUAAUUAUGUAGUUUCAUUUAAUGCAAGUUUAUAACUAAUAUAUAACUUUUUUUUUUUUGAAUUUAGCUACCUAAAUUAAUAUGAUAUAAAAUAAAUUAUUAAUAAAAUUAUAUUUGAGAACGAUAGAUUUUCCAUCCAUUUGUCAUGAAUUAUUCGAUCGAAAACUACCUAAUUCAUAAUUUAAACGAAUCGAAUUUGAAUUAUGAUUUUUUCACCCAAUAAUCCGCUUUAUUCGCCACAGAUUAUCCGGCCCAAUCACUUUGCCAGAUCUAAUUGAGUCUUUAGCUGAAAUGGGCCUAAAUUUGUUGGGCUCUCUAAAGCCCAAAAUGUAACCAAAGGAUGGCCCAAAAGUUUUUGAAAGCAAAGCGACAUUUCAUUUUGCAGACGUGGGUCGCGUUUCCUACUUCUUCCUCAAGAAAACUGACGUUUUCUACUUCUUCUUCAACAAAACUCCUCAGUCCUCUUCCUCUUUAAUUAUUCCCUUCCCUCCCGAAGCAGCGACUCGCGAACAAUUCUAAAGCUCCACCCGACAUUAGAGGCUGGUUCGGUGAUACUUAAAUAUGUCUAGGAGAUACGAUAGCCGUACGACAAUCUUCUCCCCAGAAGGCCGUCUAUAUCAAGUUGAGUAUGCCAUGGAAGCCAUUGGAAAUGCUGGCACAGCAAUUGGGAUAUUAUCAAAAGAUGGGGUUGUGUUGGUUGGGGAAAAGAAAGUUACUUCUAAACUUCUCCAAACCUCGACUUCCACAGAGAAAAUGUACAAGAUUGAUGAUCACGUCGCCUGUGCUGUGGCAGGAAUAAUGUCAGAUGCAAACAUUCUGAUCAACACGGCUAGGGUCAAAGCCCAACGCUACACUUUUGCAUACCAGGAGCCAAUGCCUGUUGAGCAGCUAGUUCAAUCUCUCUGUGAUACCAAGCAAGGCUACACUCAAUUUGGUGGGUUACGCCCAUUUGGUGUCUCAUUUCUGUUUGCAGGUUGGGAUAAAAAUUUUGGCUUCCAGCUAUACAUGAGUGAUCCUAGUGGAAACUAUGGUGGAUGGAAAGCUGCAGCAAUUGGUGCAAAUAAUCAGGCAGCGCAGUCAAUGCUUAAGCAGGAUUAUGGGGAUGAUAUAACAAGGGAAGAUGCGGUUCAGCUUGCAUUGAAAGUGCUCAGCAAAACUAUGGACAGCACAAGUCUUACUGCAGAUAGGCUCGAAUUGGCUGAGGUUUUCCUUUCACCUUCUGGGAAUGUGAAGUAUCAGGUUUGCUCACCGGAGUCUUUGAGUGCAAAGUUGGUGAAGUUUGGAGUGACCCAACCAGCUACAGAGGCAUCCUAAGUUACUGAACUUGUUAUAGCUCUGUUCUUGCAUUUCUUUUUUUGGGAUGCAAUUGCAGAAACAAAAGUUUGAUGUGAUAUGUUUCUUUGAUCAGGAUACUACUGUUGGAAGUUAAUGAUCAUAAUUAUGGAAUUGCAACAAUUUUUUGAUAAUAUGCUUCUUUAGUCAAGAUUCUCGUUCUAAGGAUGCGUGUUGUCAAUAAUUUGUCAUCAAAUAAUAUUGACUUGGUUUAUGACUAUGCA
This is a messenger RNA of Malania oleifera, 2659 nucleotides long. Its product is annotated as proteasome subunit alpha type-4-like. The coding region runs from base 1665 to 2417 and encodes 250 amino acids. The record is from RefSeq and is a predicted model, not a curated record. Lineage: Eukaryota; Viridiplantae; Streptophyta; Magnoliopsida; Santalales; Ximeniaceae. Gene Ontology annotation, biological process: ubiquitin-dependent protein catabolic process. Gene Ontology annotation, cellular component: cytosol; proteasome core complex; proteasome core complex, alpha-subunit complex. The transcript has 2 exons.